This is a messenger RNA of Lycium ferocissimum, 405 nucleotides long. RefSeq names its product TMV resistance protein N-like. Gene Ontology annotation, biological process: signal transduction. NCBI's taxonomy places the organism in Eukaryota, Viridiplantae, Streptophyta, Magnoliopsida, Solanales, Solanaceae. The transcript has a single exon. The record is from RefSeq and is a predicted model, not a curated record. The coding region runs from base 1 to 405 and encodes 134 amino acids.
AUGGAUACUCAAUGUAUUAUUCAAGGAGAUUCAUCUGCUUCCCAGUUCUCUCGCUCACCCCAUUGGAACUAUGAUGUAUUUCUGAGUUUCAGAGGUGAAGAUACCCAAAAAACCUUCACAGGUCAUCUUUAUUCCAGAUUGUGUCAAGUUGGAGUUAAUAACUUCAUAGAUGAUGAGGAGCUGAGAAAGGGCGAGGUGAUUUCUAGGGAGCUAGAGAAAUCAAUUGAAGAGUCCAGGAUUUCAAUUGUUGUUUUCUCAAGAAAUUAUGCUCGCUCUACUUGGUGUCUUGAUGAACUUCUUAAGAUUCUUGAAUGCAAACAUAAGUUAAAGGAGGUAGUUUUGCCUAUUUUCUAUGAUUUUGAUCCUUCGCAAGUGCACAAGCAAACAGGCCAGGUGCUUUGGUGA